ACACGGCCCUCCUUGACACACAUUCCUAGUCAGCCCCGCGUCUCCGCAACCGACCUUGUUGUCACUGGACGACCCACAGCUGCAUCAUGGGAAAACAGAAGGCGCUUAUGGACAAGCUCGCAAGGACCUUUCAGAUCCGUCACAUGCUGCUACGCCAGGCUCUGGCAGAGUGCCUGGGAACCCUGAUACUGGUGAUGUUUGGCUGUGGUGCAGUGGCCCAGCUGGUGCUAAGUGGUGGCUCCCAUGGAAUGUUCCUCACCGUCAACUUUGCCUUUGGCUUCGCAGCUACACUGGGCAUCCUGGUCAGCGGACAGAUCUCAGGAGGCCACCUGAACCCAACGGUGACCUUCGCCCUCUGUCUAUUGGGGAGAGAACCUUGGAGGAAAUUCCCUGUGUUUUUCUUGUUCCAGACUAUAGGGGCCUUCCUGGGAGCUGGGAUCAUAUUUGGCAUGUAUUUUGAUGCGUUAUGGGACUACGGCCAAGGAACACUGAUCGUUGUGGGGGAGAAUGCCACUGCUGGGAUCUUUGCCACAUAUCCCUCCAAACAUCUCACUCUGGUUAAUGGAUUCUUUGACCAGAUUAUAGGCACAGCAGCUCUGAUCGUGUGUAUCCUGGCCAUCGUGGACCCCUACAACAACCCCAUCCCCCGGGGCCUGGAGGCCUUCACAGUGGGGUUCGUGGUGCUGGUCAUCGGCCUGUCAAUGGGCUUCAACUCAGGCUACGCUGUCAACCCUGCCAGGGACCUGGGCCCACGCAUCUUUACUGCCCUGGCUGGCUGGGGUGGUGAGGUCUUCACGGCUAAUGCCUACUGGUUCUUUGUGCCAAUCUUUGCCCCCUUCAUUGGUGCAGUGUUGGGGGUGAUGGUGUACCAGCUGAUGGUGGGGUACCAUGUGGAGGGAGAAGCACGGGAGAAGAAGGAAGAGGAGGAGAAGGAGGAGCAAGAUGAAAGGCUCAAACUGUCCAGCCUAACUAUCAAGGACAGUGCAUGAGUUCAUGAAUAUUCUUACCGUGACCCAUUUUAAACCCUCUUUAUGUACAUAAUAUAUAUGUGUGUGUAGUACACUCUUAGAAAAAUGGUUUCAAAAAAGUUAUUUGACUGUCCCCAUAGGAUAAUCCUUUUGGGUUCCAUGUAGAACCCUCUGCGGAAAAGGUUCUACAUGGAACCCAAAAGGGUUCUUCCAAAGGUUCUCCUAUGGGGACAGCACCUUUCUUUUCUAAGAGUGUAUCUUUUUAUAGAUUUUAUAUCUUGCCUUGAUGACAAACACAUUUCUUUGCGGGGAGUAUUAAACUAUAACUUCUCAAUCAAUCAAUCAUUCAUCAUAUACCACCAGGUUCAACCUCGGGAGGCAGUAAGGUUCGAUGGAAACAGUUUGUCAGCUUCAGUAUCUCUGUCACUUUCAACAUCAGAAACGCCUUCAAAUCUAGAAAAUAACAAAACAAAAACAGUCUCCCUUUAUGCCACCUUGCUGACAAAACUCCUAUAGUUAUGCUUUGGCACAAAUAAACAGGAAAACAAAAAGCUCAAAGCUGAAGAAGUAUCACCUCACACACAUUUGAAAUGUGGUGCUUUGUUGAAUUUGUGUCAGGAUCCAAGAGAUUACGUUGCAUCUAGAUUUUACAAUUUUUACUAUGUUUUGCCCUUACAGUUAGGAUUCUGGUUCUACUUAAUUUGCCAUGCUGUAAACAUAGAACUAUAAUCUAAACUAUCCUUAUAUCUACAUGUAUAUUUUACAUAUUCAUUAGACACAUAUAGCUCAGACACUGACACUAACCAAGCCAUACAGUCUGUAGUACAUGCCCUAACAUUACAGGGGCGCUGCAGCAUUACCAGUAUGAUCCUAUCCAUUUAAAAUGUGAGUGAGAUCUUUCAAAGAACUAUGCUGAACAGAUUACUGAAAUGACAACAAAAAUAUUACUGAAAUCAAUCUAACUUUGGACCGCUUUACGGUACACUGUGAGAAAAAGAACCAACAUGAUUGACUGCUUCAGGUAAACCUUCAAUAGCCUGAUUAAAAAGGUGAACGUGUUCGUGGUAAAUGUCCAACAAAAAAAACUAAAAUAGUUGACUGACUAUUUGUUUACCUCUAAAUACAGUUCCAAAACCUUGAAUUGUUUGCCUCUUUACAUUUGCUAUUACCAAAUUCUGGGUAACCUACUUGAACACAGCAGUGAUGUUUCUAUAUCGUAACCACAGCCUAUGCCAUAUGACACUGUCAUGUCGAUUGGUUUUCAAUACAUUUCUUCAGGCAUAAGUCCGCUGUGGCAUGCUAGCAUGAUUUGCUGAUCGAGUGUGAAAAGAGGGUAAAAGAGGAUAUGGUGGAUAAGAUGCAGGCAGGUGAACUGUAGGACUAUAUUUCAAGCUUGUCUUGAGGACAGGGAGGGUCAAGGGGAGGUCUUCUGAUCUGUUCUUUAUUAAAAAGCUCUACUGCCUAGUGCCUGCUUACUCUACUAUAGUUGGCUCACAUUAACAGAGUGGUUAAGGGAAACCCCACAAGAUCAAUAUAUCACAGCUAUUCUCAUAAGAAACCAAGUAUUGGCCAACUGGAUAACAAAUACUGAUCUUAAUCUGUUACCAGAUCUGUUCAAGUUCUGUUCAUUCCUUCAAUAUGAAAUAGUAGUGGAAGCUGGCGGAUAGAAAAUACCUGAAGUGUGAAGAUAUGUGGUAAUGUUCUAAGCUGAGGAUAUGGUGUUCUCCUAAGGUGUUGCAUAAGAGAGAAAACAAAUCAACAGACAUCAUGGAGGAAAAAUCCCAUAAAUCAGAGAAUAAACACUAACGCACAGCAGAGUUUUCUGAGACUGUUUGUCAACAGUACACACAUACACACACAUACAAACACACACAUUUACACACAUUGUCUCUGCAGCUUCAGUAUGUGUGUCACUUUCAACAUCAGAAAUUCCUUCAAAUCUAGAAAAUAACAAAACAAAAACAGUCUCCUUUAUGCCGCCUUGUUGACAAAAUGCCAUAGCGAUGCUUUGGCACAGAUAAACAGGAAAACAAAAUGCUCAAAGCUAAAGAAGUAUCACCUCUCACGCAUUUGAAAUGGGGUGCUUUGUUGAAUUUGUGUCAGGAUCCAAGAGUCGAUAGGACACCUAAAUAAAGCCAUCAAAGGAAGUUGAGCACCAGUAUACAGUUUGACUGUUUUUACUAUGUUUUGCCCAAAUAGUUAAGAUUCUAUACUGAACAAAAAUAUCAACGCAACAUGUAAAGUGUUUGUCCCAUGGUUCAUGAGCUGAAAUAAAAGAUCCCCGUCAUUUUCCAUAUGCACAAAAGCUUAUUUCUCUCAAAUUUUGUGCACACAUGUUUUUGCAUCCCUGUUAGUGAGCAUUUUUCCAUUGAUAAGAUAAUUCAUAAACCUGACAAGUGUGGCAUAUCAAGAAGCUGAUUAAACAGCAUGAUCAUUACACAGGUGCACCUUGUGCUGGGGACAAUAAAAGGCCACUCUAACAUGUGCAGUUUUGUCACACAACACAAUGCAACGUAUGUCACAAGUUUUGAGGAAGAGUGCAAUUGGCAUGCCGACUGCAGGAAUGUCAACCACAGCGGUUACCAGAGAAUUUAAUGCUAAUUCCUCUACUAUAUGCUGCCUCCAACACCGUUUUAGUACGUCCAACCAGCCUUACAACCGCAGACCACGUGUAACCAUGCCAGCCCAGGUCCUCCACAUCCAGAUUCUUCACCUGCGGGAUCAUCUGAGACUAGCCAAACAAACAGCUGAUGAAACUGUGGGUU
This is a messenger RNA of Salvelinus fontinalis (brook trout), 3733 nucleotides long. RefSeq names its product aquaporin 3b (gene aqp3b). Gene Ontology annotation, cellular component: basolateral plasma membrane; plasma membrane. The transcript is spliced from 6 exons. Bases 87 to 989 code for a protein of 300 amino acids. The record is from RefSeq and is a predicted model, not a curated record. NCBI's taxonomy places the organism in Eukaryota, Metazoa, Chordata, Actinopteri, Salmoniformes, Salmonidae. Gene Ontology annotation, biological process: water transport; glycerol transmembrane transport. Gene Ontology annotation, molecular function: water channel activity; urea transmembrane transporter activity; glycerol channel activity.